Messenger RNA from Euleptes europaea (tarantolino), 1170 nucleotides. It is a transcript of the gene AKR7A2, whose product is annotated as aldo-keto reductase family 7 member A2. NCBI's taxonomy places the organism in Eukaryota, Metazoa, Chordata, Lepidosauria, Squamata, Sphaerodactylidae. The record is from RefSeq and is a predicted model, not a curated record. The coding region runs from base 1 to 1170 and encodes 389 amino acids. The transcript has 8 exons.
AUGGAGUUCGGGCGUCGGGCGGGCGCGGAGGGCAGCGGGGCCAUGCUGCAAGCCUUCCUGGCCCGGGGCCACCGCCAGCUGGACACGGCCCACAUGUACGCCGGCGGCGAGUCGGAGCGCCUGCUGGGCAGCCUGCUGGCCGCCCAGCCCGCGGGGGCAGCUGCAGCGAUGGCCAUGCAGUGCGGUCAGGGCCGAGGCAUGCGCUCCGUGCUGGGAGUCAUGGAGUUUGGGAAUCGAGCUGGCCUGGAUGCCAGCCGGGCCAUGCUGCGUGCCUUCCUAGACCACGGGCACUGUGAGCUGGACACCGCCCACAUCUAUGCUGGGGGCGAGUCGGAGCGCAUCCUGGGCACCUUGCUGGCCACAGAGCCCGGAGGUGCAGUCAAAGUGGCCACCAAGGCCAAUCCGUGGGAUGGCAAAACCCUGAAGGCGGAGAGUGUCUGCUCCCAGCUGGAGACGUCCCUCAAGAGGCUGCAGAUGAAAAGCGUGGACCUCUUCUACCUUCACGCUCCCGACCACGGGACUCCCGUGGAAGAGACUCUGCAGGCCUGCGACAAGCUGCACAAAGAGGGGAAGUUUAAGGAAUUUGGCCUCUCCAACUACGCUGCUUGGGAAGUGGCAGAGAUUUGUACCCUCUGUAAAUCCCACGAUUGGGUCCUGCCAACGGUGUAUCAGGGCAUGUACAACGCCACCACUCGCCAAGUGGAGCCAGAGCUUCUGCCUUGCCUUCGGCACUUUGGAAUCCGAUUCUACGCCUACAAUCCUCUGGCUGGAGGCCUUUUGACUGGGAAAUACAAGUAUACAGACAAAGACAAAAACCCGAGUCAGCAGCCACAGAGCAGGUUUUUUGGCAAUGACUGGGCACAAGUCUACAGGGACAGGUACUGGAAGGAACACCAUUUUCAAGGUGUAGCCUUGGUUGAAAAGGCACUCUCCGAUGCGUACGGAUCAGACCCACCAAGUAUGACCUCAGCUGCUCUGCGCUGGAUGUAUCAUCACUCAAAGCUCCAGGCGGACUGCGGGGAUGCCGUGAUCAUCGGCAUGUCCAGUUUGGAGCAGCUGCAGGAGAACCUGAAGUGCAGUGAGGAGGGUCCCCUCCAGGCGGGCGUGGUGGACGCCUUCGAGAGAGCCUGGCACCUCACUGCACACGAGUGCCCCAACUAUUUCCGCUGA